AUGUCGUCGAAUGCAAAUACUCAAGCAGGGAUCUCGGCUGCUAGUACUUCCAAUUCCAACCAGAACCAGCCAGCAGCCGCAGCAGCAUCAGGAGCCGCAGAUGCAGCGGGAGGAAACGUGUCGGUCCCGACGACGAAGAUCCGGAUGGCCCGACAAGGUCUCCGCGACGUCGGUGGAAGCCAGUUCACACCGAAGAAGGUGUCCAUCGGCGUUUACCAUCGUGGUCUACAUUCAGAUUCAGAUAAGAAUAAGGAGGGUGUGGCCGACAGGAUGUGUCCUCUCGAUGGUGCAAGGAGAAAUCGGUUACUAGAUGAGCUGACGAAUAAUCAUCUGAGGAGGAGCAACAGGGGCAGGGACUGGUACCCCGAUAUUGCUCAGUCCACGGUGGACAGUUAUUUCUCUUUCUCCGGCAGCAGAAUGCCGCUGCUGGAUGAUGGGUGCUAUGUGCUCCAUUUCCUCGUAGAAUAUGAGGACGAGAGGGGCGUGGUCAUCAAAGACCCUUGGAGAGACGAGAACGAGAACUUGGUGAUGCGCGACAUCGUGUUCCUCCUUGAGAACCAGAUACCUUGGUCCGUCCUCAGGGAGAUGCAUCGUCGCAUCCGGAGGAAUGACUCCCACUCCGACUCCGACUCCGACUCCGACUCCGACCUCGACAAAGAGCUAGCACACCGUGUCCCGGGCCUGUUGGAGAAGCGGCUCUACACCAUCAGGGGAGAGGGGAGGCGGCGGCCCCUUCUUUCGUCGCCCGCCCCCACCCACCUGCUGGACCUCGUGCACCACUACUUCAAGCCAACGGCAGAACAACCUCGGGCGCAGAGGGCCCCAACGGUGCCGGAGGCGACCGCAGCCCCAUCGGCCGCUGCAAUAGCACAAGAGGCGACUGCGGCCCCAUCAGAGGCGGCCACGGCCCCAUCGGCGCCCACAGCGGCCCCAUCAGUAGCCGCAACAGCGCCGCUGGCGACCGAGGCCGUAUCGGCCCCAACAGCGCCGGAGGCAGCCUCGACCCUAUCGACCCCAACAGCUGCCUCAUCGGCCGCCGCAACAACGCCGGAGGUGGACGCGGCCCUAUCGGCCCCAACAACGGCCCCAUCAGAGGCCGCCACAACAACACCGGAGGCAGCCGCGGCCCCAUCGGCCGCCGCAACAGCGUCGGAGGUGGCCGUGGCCCUAUCGCCCCCAACAGCGGCUCCAUCGGCCGCCGCAACAGCGCCGGAGGCGUCCCCGGCCUCAUCAGCCGCAGCAAUAGCACCGGAGGCGGCUGUGGCCCCAUCGCCCCCAACAGCGGUCCCAUCGGUCGCUGCAACAGCACUGGAGGCGGCCGUGACCCCAUCGCCCCCAACAGCGGCCCCAUCAGCCGCCGCAACAGCGUCGGAGGCGACCGUGGCCCCAUCGCCCCCAACAUCGGCCCCAUCGGCCGCCACAACAGCGUCGGAGGCGGCCGUGGCCCCGUCGCCCCCAACAUCGGCCCCAUCGACCACAGCAACAGCUCCGGCAGCCGCCUCGUCAAGGGAACCAGAAGAACAUCGGGUGGACAUCUCCAUGUCCCGGUGGCGCCGGGCGACGGAGUACCGCAGGUACGCCUUCGUGAAGCUCAAGCGUCGUGACUUCAAACAGGGCGUAGUGGAAUCCGUCCUUGACGUGAGCCUUGAUGGACGCACGCUGUGGAUCCCUACCCUGCGGAUCGAUGAACUGACAUGCACCAUCCUACGCAACCUGAUCGCGUUUGAGGAUCGGAUGCGGAUGAGCCAGAGGCCCGUCACGGCCUACUGCCUCUUCAUGUCGCAGCUGGCGUGCAAGGUGGAGGACGUUGAGCUCCUGCAGCGCUUAGACAUCCUCCAGAAUUUCCUCCCCACCGACGAGGAUGUCGUAAAGGGCUUUAGAGACCUCUGCAAGGGGGUGGUCUUCGAGGUCGACGACCCCGAAAUGAACUACCUCAACGGCACGUGGCACAAGCUGCACAAGCGAUGCCAGGCGGCAAACACCUUCUUCGGAUUGAUCCGCGAGAGGCACUGCAGCAACUCUGUGCGCGGCGCCGCGCACUGUGCCGCAAUUUUACUGUUUGUUUUCCAAGCGGUUCAAGUGGCGUUUGCAGUUCUCUCCCAUUUCCAAAAAAGUCAUUAG
This is a messenger RNA of Miscanthus lutarioriparius, 2121 nucleotides long. Lineage: Eukaryota; Viridiplantae; Streptophyta; Magnoliopsida; Poales; Poaceae. The record is from the annotation of a GenBank genome assembly.